CCUAACAUUAGAUGACGGCAAUAAUUUUGUUUUAGAGAAGUUUCCACAUUAAGAUAUUGAAAUGAUUAUGAAUGAAAAAUAUCCUCUUAUAUUUGGUGCCCUUGUGUUUGGAGUGACACUUGGAGAUAAUGCUGGCACUACAGCUCUACUGGGUGAUACUGAACCUGACCAAGUUAUCAAGACUCUGAUAUCUCCAGGUGGGGAGAUCUAUGAGCACUUGAUGGAGGUGAUCAAUGCCACAUAUGGGUAUCUCGUCUCUCAGAAAGAUGUAUGGGAAGAUUUUGAAAAUGAUCACGAUAUCUAUGAAAUAAACAUGGGUAAAAUUUGGACAUUGAUUUCUAACAGUAGCGGAUCAAUUAAAUCAAUACUUUUUAGCCUUGCUCUUGCUGCUGAUUAUGCUGUAUGGUAUCAAUCUGAUAAGCGACAGAAACUUGAGGGCGAGGCUGGUCAAAUUGCUUACAACUUGAAAGUUGAUAUGAAUGACAUUUUUCACGACUUCGAUAUACCAACAAGUUUCAAACAGUAUGAUGAAAGUAUUUUCAGAUCUUUGCUCGAUCUUCGUAUUGAAAUAAGGGAUGAUUAUUGUGGUUGUCUAAAGAAUGGCUCGUAUAAGACACUGUAUGCAGAAAUGAAAUCACUACAGAAAAGAGCCAUUGGCUGGAGUAUCAUAAUCCAAGAAGCAAGAAGGAAAUAUUUCAAAGGAAUGCCUAACCAAUCUUUACGUCUUGCUGGCUUAAAGGCUGUUCUUGCCGCCCGUUAUGCAAAAGAAUUUAACUACAGAUUAGUCCAUUCAAGAUUUCCAAAUGUAGUAACAAAUAUGAUCACCAACGUGAAAAAGGUCAUUAAACAAAUGCUUUGGUUAUGGAAAAAGUACAAGAUUGAUGUAGAUACAGAUAUAGAUUUGAGUCUAUUCUACAUCAAAGGACCUAAAGAUGGAGUAACAAGAAGUCCAUAUAACAUUGACGAACUUCAAGAGGAAGCAAAAUGUGUACCCUCAUCACCUGAAUGGGUUGCUUGGGAGAUGUUGUUCUAUCAGGGAUAUAACUUUAAAAUGUUGCCACUUCCGUCAAUCAAUUAAUAUUGUAUUUUUAGAGAUUAUUACUGUCUUUAGAAUAAAUAUAGAACUACAGAUAUGAAAUACA
Molecule: messenger RNA, 1142 nt
Organism: Owenia fusiformis
Lineage: Eukaryota; Metazoa; Annelida; Polychaeta; Sabellida; Oweniidae
Source: the annotation of a GenBank genome assembly